AACAAACCCUAAUUCAAAAAGGCGGGAAAAUCUCACUGGCAACAACUCAAAAACAAAAAAUAUUGUUUUUACAAAAAUGAAAUAACAUUGGAAAUGAAACAAACCUUCUAUAUUUAAAGACUGAAUACAUUUCCUGUUUUCAAAAGUUAGGGUUUCAGUAACCACAAUUCUGUUUCCGGCCAUUUGAUCGGAGAUGACGACGGCGACGGCGGAGAAUGAGAAGAAAGAAGAGGUGAAAGGCGGAGAGUUGUUGUUCUGUGGUGUGACUGAGUGGGACGACGUUGGCCGCCGUAAGGGUUCAUCGGAGCUUAACUUGGUUUCUCCCACGCGGCUCCGGCCACUCGUCGGCGUUGAUAUUCGUUAUGUUGCAGCUGGUUGUGCGGCUGUACAUUGUGUUGCACUGGAUGUUGAUGGACGUUGCUUUACUUGGGGACGCAAUGAUAAGGGUCAGCUUGGACAUGGAGACCGGGUUCGACGGGAUAUGCCCACCAUAGUCUCGGCGCUUGCUUCGUACAAAGUUGUUAAAGCAGGAAGUGGGAAAUCUCAUACCGUCAUAGCAACCGAAGAUGGUCUCUCUUUUUCUUUUGGUUGGAAUAAACACGGUCAGCUUGGUACAGGCUCAGCAAAAAAGGAAUUUGAGUUGGACCCGGUACGCUGUUUGGUAACUGAAGUCACAAAGGUUGCUUGCGGAGCUGACUUUACCGUUUGGUUGACUUCUGUUGAAGGCGCUUCUAUACUAACUGCUGGACUUCCACAGUAUGGUCAACUUGGACAUGGAUCUGACAUGGAGUAUAAUACUAAAGAUAGCUCUGUUAAGCUUGCUUACGAGGCACAACCUCGCCCCACUGCAAUAGCUUCUUUUGCUGACGAAACCAUUGUAAACGUGGCGUGUGGAUCAAAUCAUACAGUUGCUGUGGACUCAAAGGGCUACGUUUACACGUGGGGCUUCGGAGGAUAUGGAAGGCUUGGACAUAGAGAGCAAAAGGACGAGUUUACUCCUCGUCGUGUUGAUGUUUUCACCAAGCAUAAUGUUUUACCUCCGGGUGCAAUCCUUUCUGCUGGUUCUGCAAAUUCUGCUGUUACUGCUGGUGCAGGGCAGAUGUACAUGUGGGGCAAGAUUAAGAACACCGGUGAUGAUUUGAUGUACCCUAAACCGCUCAUGGAUCUCAGCGGUUGGAAUGUACGGUGCAUGGAUUCAGGCUAUAUGCACCAUUUUGUUGGUGCUGAGAGCUCGUGCAUAAGUUGGGGGCAAUGUCACUCGGGUGAACUUGGAUAUGGGCCCCACCAGCAGAAAUCUUCUGCAAUCCCGAAGAAGGUAGACGCCCUUGAAGAUAUGCAUGUUAUCAGUGUUGCAUGUGGUUUUGCGCAUUCUUUGGUGGUUGUGGACCGAACAAAUGCCGGUGAUCAACUUGAUCAGCUUGAAAUUUAUGAUGGUGAAGGCGUCGAAGAACCUAGGGCGGAACCAUCACCCGCCAAACAAUCAAAAAAACGGGCUGCUGCUGCUGCAAAAACAUCCAACAAGAGGAAGCAAUCCAAAGAAGCUUCUGAUCUAGAAGACGAAGAGGAAAACAACAAUGAAGAAGACGGUGAUGAUAGUGACCCAGAAGCUAACGCUGUUGCUGAAAAAAAGAGUAAAAGAGGCGGGAAGGCUGCUGGCAGAGGCCGUGGAAGAGGCCGCCCUCCUGCUGCCAAAAACAUCCAACAAGAGGAAAAACGGGCUGCCGCUGCAGCAAAAACAUCCAACAAGAGGAAGAAAUCCAAAGAAGCUUCUGAUCCAGAAGACGAAGAGGAAAACAAUGAAGAAGACGAUGAUGAUAGUGACCCAGAAGCUAAUGCUGUUGCUGAAACAAAGAGUAAACGAGGCGGGAAGGCUUCUGGCAGAGGCCGUGGAAGAGGCCGCCCUGCUGCUGCCAAAAAGGAGGAUAGUGGAGCUGCAUCGGCUAAGAGAGGAAGAGGAAGGCCAAAGAAGGCAUGAGCUGACCUUGGGGUGUAAGUGGUUUAUAAUGUAUCGUGUUCACUAACUUUGUAUUCAGAUUCACUUGGUAUGUGGAUCGAACGUGAGCGAGCUAACGGUUAGAGGAUGAUUCUCUUUUUGUAACGUUGAACGCUUUUAUUAGUACGUUUAUGGAACGUUGGUUUUUGGAAGGUUCAUCAGGAUCUCUUUGUUUA
Molecule: messenger RNA, 2169 nt
Organism: Helianthus annuus (common sunflower)
Lineage: Eukaryota; Viridiplantae; Streptophyta; Magnoliopsida; Asterales; Asteraceae
Product: protein RCC2 homolog
Exons: 15
Coding region: 194-1975 (593 amino acids)
Biological process (GO): regulation of DNA-templated transcription
Molecular function (GO): DNA binding
Source: RefSeq, a predicted model, not a curated record